This is a messenger RNA of Sorex fumeus (smoky shrew), 1668 nucleotides long. RefSeq names its product gastric inhibitory polypeptide receptor (gene GIPR). The transcript is spliced from 14 exons. The record is from RefSeq and is a predicted model, not a curated record. Gene Ontology annotation, biological process: adenylate cyclase-modulating G protein-coupled receptor signaling pathway; cell surface receptor signaling pathway. NCBI's taxonomy places the organism in Eukaryota, Metazoa, Chordata, Mammalia, Eulipotyphla, Soricidae. The coding region runs from base 142 to 1542 and encodes 466 amino acids. Gene Ontology annotation, cellular component: plasma membrane. Gene Ontology annotation, molecular function: gastric inhibitory peptide receptor activity; G protein-coupled peptide receptor activity; peptide hormone binding.
AGGCUGGCAGAGAAGCCGCAGCAGAGGCAACAGCUCCAGGAACCUGGAUCCCGAGCACAGCUGGGGGCAGAUCCAGCUGCCCCUGAGGGACCAGAUUCUUUGCAGCCCCCCACCCCCGCCCGAUGCCCCAUCAACCUGGUGAUGCGGGACUCUCUGCUCUGGAUACUGUUCCUGAUGCUCUCACUGAGGGGGUCUGUGUCCCCCAGGGCGGAGACAGGCUCUGAGGGGCAGACGGCGGGGGAGCUGUACCAGCGCUGGGAGCGCUACCGCAGCGAGUGCCAGGCAGUUCUGGAGGACGCGGAGCCUCCAGCAGGGCUCGCCUGUAACGGUUCCUUCGAUAUGUAUGUCUGCUGGAACUACGCUGCACCCAAUACCACUGCCCGUGCAUCCUGCCCUUGGUACCUGCCGUGGCACCGCCAUGUAGCCACGGGCUUUGUCCUCCGUCACUGUGGAACUGAUGGCCAAUGGGGGCCUUGGAGAGACCAUUCCCAGUGCGAGAACCCAGAGAAGAAUGAGGCCUUUCAGGACCAAAGGCAGAUCUUGGAGCGGCUGCAGGUGGUGUACACAGUCGGCUACUCCUUGUCUCUUGUCACGCUGCUCCUGGCCCUGCUCACCCUGAGCUUCCUCAGGAGACUGCGCUGCACUCGUAACUACAUCCACAUCAACCUGUUCGUGUCAUUCAUGCUGAGGGCCGCUGCCAUCCUCUCGCGAGAUCGGCUGCUCUCUCCGCCGGGACCCUACUCCGGGGACCAGGCUCCGACCCCAGGGACCCAGAUACUCGCUGCUUGCCGCGUGGCCCAGAUCGUGACCCAGUACUGCGUGGGCGCCAACUACACGUGGCUGCUGGUGGAGGGCUUGUACCUGCAUAGUCUGCUGGUGCUGGUGGGAGGAUCCGAGGGGGGUCAUUUCCGCUGCUACCUGCUGUUUGGCUGGGGGGCCCCCGCGCUUUUCGUCAUUCCCUGGGUGAUCGUCAGGUACCUGUACGAGAACACGCAGUGCUGGGAGCGGAACGACGUCAAGGCCAUCUGGUGGAUCAUACGCACUCCUAUUCUCCUGACCAUCUUGAUUAACUUCCUCAUCUUCAUCCGCAUUCUCGGCAUCCUCAUUUCCAAACUGAGGACGAGACAGAUGCGCUACCCCGACUACCGCCUGAGGCUGGCCCGCUCCACGCUGACUCUAGUGCCCCUGUUAGGGGUCCACGAGGUGGUGUUUGCUCCCGUGACAGAGGAACAGGCCCAGGGGACCCUGCGCCUCGCCAAGCUGGCCUUUGAGAUCUUCCUCAGCUCCUUUCAGGGCUUCCUGGUCGGCGUGCUCUACUGCUUCAUCACCAAGGAGGUGCAGUCGGAGAUCCGCCGCGCCUGGCACCGCUGUCGCCUGCACCGCAGCCUCGGUGAGGGGUCGCGCAGGCCCUCGGAGCGCGUCUCUGGGACCCUGCCCUUGGGCUCCGACCCGGGCCAGGUCCCCACCGGCCGUGUCCUGUCUUUGGGCCCUCUCCCAAAGCCUGCGGAUGAGGCCAGCCAGGUCAUGGAAAGUUACUGCUAGGAGGCAGGAUGCCUGUAUCCAUUCGUUAGUGUUUAUUGAGUGCUAGCUGUAUACCGGGCUUGGUGUGGAAAGUGCUGGGGAAAGUGGCAAAAGGAAACAGAGGGCAGGGCCCUGGUCUUCUAAGAA